AUGAAGACGGCUUUCGCGGAGGAGAGCUUGCCGAUCAACCGGGUCCAGCUUUUCAACAACGGCAUGGUCUCGGUCGAACGUAGCGGCAUCGUUGAGCGGGACACCAUGGUGAAGUUGAAGGUCCCCAGCUCGACUUUCGAGGAGACGCUGCGCACCAUCUCUUGGACAGGCCCCGUCGAGAGCAUGAGCAGGCUCAAGAUGGACGCUGCGUACAGAUCGCCAGCGAGCCUGGAACUUGCCGAGGGUUCUGUUGACUAUCGCAGUAUCAUCGGCGCGCACGUUGGCGUCGAGGCACGCCUGCUCCUUGACAGCGGGAAGGAGGUGUGUGGCCUGAUCGCAGGCGUGAGCACUGCGGGCGAGAAGUCGGAGGUGUGCAUCGUGCAGCCGGACAGCGUGACCAGGACCCCUUUGGCGUCGGUGCGAUCACUAACCUUCACCAACCCGCGAGUGCAGGAGGAGUUGCAGCAGACGCUCAUGCGACGGCUGGUUGCGAAUUCCAGUGAUAUCCGCGAGAUUGAGGUUUUCACAAAAGAGGGUGGGACCAUCUCCUUGACGUACAAUCUCACAGGUAUAGCGUGGAGCACUGGCUACCACAUCGACAUCGAGGGUGGGAUGCACGUCAGAUGCUACGCAUGCGUUGAUAAUUACACACCAGAAGAUUGGACGAACGUAGAGCUUGUGCUGAUUGUGGGCAUGUUGAGUGGCAAAGGCGGCGCUGGAGGCGACAGCGGCGGCAGCGAGGCCAUAGGCAGUGGCAUGCCGCUCAUGGUGAAACUCACGAGUGGCAAGACGUAUUCCAUCAAUGCCCGCUCGGACUGCAGGGUUGACGUGCUGCGCGACCACAUCGCCGCUCGUGAGGGUGUCCAGGGUGCCAACAUGCAGCUCAUUUUUGCAGGGAGGCAGAUGGAGCCUUCGAAGACCCUCAGGGACUAUCCAAAGGAGUGCACGAUCCUCGCCAUCCAUAAGAAGGGGGGGAUCGUUGCCGCCAACGACUUGCAGCUCAGCUGCUCAAAGGAGGACAUGGUGGACCGGGAGUCCCUAUCACUCUACCCCAUUCCCAAGCCCGUGUCCAUCAAGAAGGGCCAUUCCUCUUUACUCCCUUACUGCGACGUCGAGCUCGACGGCGAGCUGGUUGCCAUCUUCGACGCUGCCAAAGAUCCAGAGCAUCUGCUGCAGGGGCUACGCCUGCAAAACACGUCGGGCAAGACGCUCGAGUGCGGAAGCAUACUCGUGCAGAAAGCUGGGACAUAUUUUGGAGAGUCGGAGGUGCCCACCCUUCGGCCGCUGGACGAUUGUUUCCUGACCUUCGCGGUCUUACUUGCCACCAGGGUGAGUAAGCAGGACAUGAACGAGCCUAACGUGUACACGCACGUUACAAUAGAAGUUGCCGAAGUGACCCUGCGGGGCACCAAGCACAGCAAAACGACCUACACCGUGCUCAACAAGAGCGCGUCCAAGCAGGUCGUCUUCUUGCUGCACUCUUGUGACGCCGACAAGGACUUCGAUGGGGUCGUGGGAGAGGCUGGCGUGGACGUGGUCGACGUCAUGGGGCUGCGGCAAAAGCUGCGCUUCGAGGUGGACGCGGGUGCCGAGGUCUCGUUCGGCGUCCUCGAGAAGUGGCCGCACGCGGUGUCCAUAGCAUUGGGCGAGGAGUUGUUGGCCACCAUGCCCGUGCCGUCGGUCGCCGCCGCACUUGGGCUGCCACAGAACGUCCAGGACGUCCUUGCCAGUGGCAAGGCGCAGGCCCAAGCUGCAAGGCAUGCGCGAAGUGCACAUCGGGCAGUCGUGUUGGAGAAGAAGGAGGCCACGCAGAAUCAGCAAACGGUCCAAGAUCUACUCAAGAGCAUGCAAGGGGAGUCACACCGGCUCAAGUACGAAGAGCAGCUAGACACCACCUAUGAGCGGGUGCUGGAUCUGAGCGAAAAGGAGAAGGCCUCCCAGCUGAAUGUUGAGUGCGAGUCCAGAACGUUAGCUGCGCUACUCAGCGGUCAGCUCAGCUACUCCGGGGCAGUUCCGACGGAGCGCCGCUAUUCGGCUUACGACGAUUCUGGGCUGUGGGGCUGA
Molecule: messenger RNA, 2064 nt
Organism: Prorocentrum cordatum
Lineage: Eukaryota; Dinophyceae; Prorocentrales; Prorocentraceae
Source: the annotation of a GenBank genome assembly